AUGGCUCCAGUUCCGUUCAAGUACCAGUCCGAGCCAGCCCCGUACACAUCGCCGCACCUGCUUCAGAACGUGUGGCGACGAGUCUACCCAGAGGGUGCUGAUCCAGUGUAUCAGGUGUAUCGGGAACAUCUGGCCGGUUCGCUGUAUGAGUACUACGCGGAGGUCACUCUACACCACAGUUCUCCUUACGACGCUUGCACCCAUUCCUCUAAGGAUGGUUUCGCUUCCACGUUGUCUCAGGCCAUCCAGUUUGCUGCACUCGAGGCUCUUGUAGACCUGCGCUACAAUGAUGUUCGCAUGCAGGCCCACCCAGGAAUGCCACCAGACAGGGAGCUUGAGUUUGCAAUUCAUCUUGUGCCUGGAACCGCACCGUUAUACAAGAAGUAUUAUCAGAUGCCUUCGUUAGAAUUGGUGGAAUUGAAGAAACAGCUUGAUGAGAUGCUUCAGAAAGGAUACAUCCGUCCGAGCUCUUCACCAUGGGGAUCACCCGCGAUAUUUGUGGACAAGAAGGACAACAGUCUUCGGAUGUGUGUGGAUUACCGUUAG
Messenger RNA from Aegilops tauschii subsp. strangulata, 546 nucleotides. NCBI's taxonomy places the organism in Eukaryota, Viridiplantae, Streptophyta, Magnoliopsida, Poales, Poaceae. The record is from RefSeq and is a predicted model, not a curated record.